UAACAUUAUAAGUAACCAUAGUAACAUUAUAAGUAACAUUACAAGUAACCAGAGUUGCCCUGAUAGCGAUGAUACUGAGCACGUCUAAGCAGCGUGUGUCAGUGAGCUGGAAAACAGAAACCCACCUCCUUCUCGUCCCGGAGACUUGGGACAAGUUGACUGAUCUCCUCACCUCCUCCUUCAAAUUAGAGGAGGAGUUUGACAUACUGACCACUAGUGGGGCUGUGGUUACUGGCAUAGACCUGAUCAGGGACGGAGAUGAGCUGAGAUUAAGGAGCUUAACUUCCAGCCCAUUUCAUGACAACAGUUGGAUAACUUUGAACGUCGGGGGACACAUCGUCCAAACCACAUGGCGUACUCUAACAAAAGAAAAGGAGACGAUGUUAGCACGUAUGUUUGAUAACGAUAGUAACUGGAAGAACAAGACGGACAGUAACGGAGCUUAUCUGAUAGACAGAUCUCCAAAACACUUCCUACCUCUCUUGGAUUAUUUGAGGAACGGAGAAAUAGUUCUGGACAAAGACAUUAAUCCUCAGGGUGUUCUAUUGGAGGCGAAGUUUUUUGGUUUUACUGAAUUAACUGGGAAGAUAGAAGAGUUAAUGCUGGCGAGUGAGAGGAAAGUUCUAGAACCACUUUGCAGAGAUGAUGUGAUCAGAGCUCUUAUUACCACUCCUUCCAAUUACAUAUUACGAUUCAGGGGAUUAGAUUUUUCCGGAGCAGAUCUGAGCAACAUGGAUCUGAGACAUGUUAACUUCUCCCACAGUAAACUGGUCGGGACUAAUCUCACUAAGAGUGAUGUGUAUGGGGCUAACUUUGACAAAGCCGACAUGAGGGGGGCAAGGCUUGAUGAAGCUAACGCAGCCGGAGUCAGCAUGGAGGGAGCUGUGUUAGACGACGCCAGCAUGGUACGUUGUAAUUUCGAGGACUCCAAACUCAGACCCUCGUCCCUUCUCGGAGCUCAGAUGAAAAGUGUCAAUCUGGAGAAUUCUAACCUAGCAGGGGUAAACAUGAGAGUGGUCAACUUGAGAGGGUCCUGCCUCAAGAACAGUUCGCUCAAGGGAGCUUGUCUUGCUGGUGCUGAUUUGGAGGGGUGCGAUCUAAAUGGAGCUGAGCUGUACAACACUAACCUGCGUGGAGCUAACUUGACUAACGUGAACUUUGAGGACAUCACCACAGCCCUGCACAUGACACACAUGACGUAACGUGCUGUACACAAUUACACAUGUGACCUGUACACAUGUGACCUGUACACAUGUGACCUGUACACAUGUGACCUGUACACAUGUGACCUGUACACAUGUGACCUGUACACAUGUGACCUGUACACAUGUGACCUGUACACAUGUGACCUGUACACAUGUGACCUGUACACAUGUGCCCUGUACACAUGUGACCUGUACACAUGUGACCUGUACACAUGUGACCUGUACACCUGUGACCUGUACACAUGUGACCUGUACACAUGUGACCUGUACACAUGUGACAUGUACACAUGUGACCUGUACACAUGUGACCUGUACACAUGUGACAUGUACACAUGUGACAUGUACACAUGUGACCUGUACAGUGUACACAUGUGACCUGUACACAUUGUAGUGUCGUGAGAACUAGAGGUAUCUAACCUUUGACUCCCGUGGACAAUUUCUAGUUAGAUUUACAGUAACGAACUCAAAUUUGCAGAAUUGGUUAAUUUGGUAUUGCUAAUUGUAAGUUCUGUUUAGACGUUUACUGAGCCAUUUUACGGUGUAAUUGUUUUAGUUUACGGGUUUUAGUAUGAAAAUAUUGAUUGUUAGCACAGUCAGACCUUUAAAACACUGCUGUUGGUCGGAAAAUGCGCGCACUACAUAACGUAUGCUUAUAAUGCAGUGUGCACCAAUUACCAGUUGUAGUGUUGGCAGUAAUAGGAAUGACCAAGGCCACUGUCCUUGAAGUUAAUAUUCAUUCCUAUUAUCGACCCUCGAGAUAACUUUAUCUCAAAUAAGCUGUAAUUAAAAUUGGCUCUUUAAGUCAAAAUUGAUUAUCUUUAGAUUACAAUGACAUCCAUAGAAUUAGAACAAGAAGAUGGCGCCUGUUGAAUUUCGAAUCAUAAAGUAUUUAAUUUAUGGAACCAGCACAACUGAAGCCGUUUUAAAAUGGAAAACCGCGUAAAAUUGAGGUCUGGUUGUGAUGGAUUAUUAUGUUAUAUUCAGAAAUUAUUGACGCAUAUCAACAAAACUUAAAACUAAUUAUAAUCUGUAAAUAUGAUAAAACGUGAAUAUUUUAUGAUGACAAUUGCUUGUUUUAAAAAUUUUGAUGCUGUAUGUUUUCACUUU
Messenger RNA from Bolinopsis microptera, 2312 nucleotides. Its product is annotated as BTB/POZ domain-containing protein KCTD9-like. The transcript is spliced from 9 exons. Gene Ontology annotation, biological process: protein homooligomerization. Bases 69 to 1202 code for a protein of 377 amino acids. The record is from RefSeq and is a predicted model, not a curated record. Gene Ontology annotation, molecular function: protein binding. NCBI's taxonomy places the organism in Eukaryota, Metazoa, Ctenophora, Tentaculata, Lobata, Bolinopsidae.